CCCGCCACAGCACGUAGACAUGGCCGCUCGUCCAUCGACGCCCCUGACCCUCGCAACCGCCGCGUGGUGCCUCCUCGGACUCGCCACCCUCGCGGUCAAGGCCGACCAGGGCGCCCUUAAGGUCGAGAACAUCUACGUCCCGGAAGUAUGCGACGUCAAGUCGAAGAAGGGCGACCAGCUCACCAUGCACUACACCGGAACGCUACAGGACGGCACUAAAUUCGACUCGAGCCUGGACAGGGACCAGCCCUUCACCUUCCAGCUUGGUGUAGGUCAGGUCAUCAAGGGGUGGGACCAGGGCCUGCUGGACAUGUGCGUGGGCGAGAAGAGGAAGCUGACCAUCCCACCUGAGCUGGGAUACGGAACCCGCGGCGCUGGAAAUGUCAUCCCAGGAGGCGCCACGUUGCACUUCGACGUGGAGCUUAUCAACAUUAGCGACUCGCCGCCCACCGCCAACGUCUUCAAGGAGAUCGACGGUGACAAGGACAAUCAGCUGUCCCGCGAGGAGGUGAGAGCAAUGGUGAGCGAUUACCUGAGGAAGCAGAUCAUGGAGGCCGAGCAAAGCGGCGAGAGCGACGAGGUGAAGAAGAUGAUAGCCGACCACGACAAGCUGGUCGAGGAGAUCUUCCAGCACGAGGACAAGGACAGGAACGGAUUCAUCUCCUACGACGAGUUCAGCGGGCCGAAGCACGACGAGCUUUGAAGUCGCCGCCGGUGAUCCCCGGAAGCCUCGUCGGCCCACCGGACGUCCGGAAGACACCCCGAAGACGUGCACCCUUUCGACGAAACGACAUCCGCGACCGAAAGGAAGACCCGCGUCAGUCCAGGGACUCGUGGGUCGUCGCAAGCUCGAGGGGACUCGUGAGUCGGGUCCUUUGAAGCGUCCUGAGGGGUCCUCGGCCGGGAGGAGGUCCUUCCUCCCCCGGUGGAGGUCCUCGAGGUCCGCGAGACCGCGCCCGGGGAAAUUCGGCGGGGACUCCACCGUCAUGGAGAGCGACGAAUUGAUUUUCCCUUCCCCCCCAUCCGGACGAUCCUUGAGGUCCUUAAGAUCCCCGAGAUCCUUCGGAUCCACGGGGGGGAAGAUCAAUCCCACCCCUCCGCAAUCCCUCCGGGUGCGGUCAAGCACGCGCCCAUGCACACCCUCGUUACCCCCAGGAACAUUCCACGACUGUACAUUGCUCGAGUCACGUAAAAAGGUGCAACCCUUAGUGUAAAUACCGCCCAAGGGGUGGAAGACGAGCCGGGGCCUUGUCUAUUUAUUACGAAGGUCCUCUCGACCCUCGGACCUCUCGUCUCCCUCCCCGGGGUCGGGACCCUCCCCCGUGUCUUUUUAAACCCCUUCCCGACGACCCUCGACCUCGACACCUCCCCCGAUCGCCCUCGUCUCGGAAGCGGAAACACCGAGCGCUAUCAUUACUGUAACUAAUGCGUUUUUAUUACUACAUAUAUUGUACGCUGUUAAAGUUGGACGAAGGUUAACAAUAAAUCGUGCGCAACGCGCACAGUUUGUUAUACA
This is a messenger RNA of Orussus abietinus, 1516 nucleotides long. RefSeq names its product FK506-binding protein 2 (gene Fkbp14). Bases 20 to 703 code for a protein of 227 amino acids. Lineage: Eukaryota; Metazoa; Arthropoda; Insecta; Hymenoptera; Orussidae. The record is from RefSeq and is a predicted model, not a curated record. Gene Ontology annotation, molecular function: peptidyl-prolyl cis-trans isomerase activity; calcium ion binding. The transcript is spliced from 4 exons.